GGAGCAAUUAGGAGUCUCCAGUUACUGACGGCUGGGGUAGACAGGAGUCACGGUCCGCGGUAGUGUGCAGCAGAGGGAAUUCAUCAGCACUGACACGUUUAAUUGUGGUUCAGCUUUGGUUGGUUAAAUCCUGUGAUGCAGCUGAAAAACAACAACCCAGUAGCGAUGGAGAAACGCACGGAUCUGGCCUCGCUCUUCUGCAUGAUCGGACAUCACGGUCCCGCCGUGGCUGUAGCGGUGAUUGCCAUGGUAUCCGUGGUGGCAGGUUUGAUCAUUUAUCGGACCGUAAAGGGGAAACGGAGGAAGGCCGAGGCUGGACCGGGAGACCCUGGCAGCUGCAGCCCCGGAGCGGUGAGGGACACGUCGCUGCUGCAGCCAGAGAAAGAGCCGAGUACCGGGGAUGAGGCGCAUGAGCUGGUGGAAUCAACAGAUUUCUGUGAAGAGGACUUGAUCACCAAGGACCCAGAUGUAAAUCUAAAUAUGGCUAAUCUGAGGAAUCGUCGUGUUGCAGCAGAGAACAAUCUUCAGUCUGGUUUACCUGAAAGAGAAGUGAAACCAGAUAAACUGUCCAGUGCUUCACGUGUGGAGGAGAAACCCACUGUUCCUCUAGAAAAUGAAGCCACUAAGAGUUUGCAAGAUGACACCUGUAAAGUAAAGGACUGUAAUAUGGAGUCCGCUACAGAGGAUAAGUUAAAGGAGAUGCCUUGUCAGGGAGAAGAAAAUCAAUAUGCUGAGAACAACCCAGUAUGCUGUGAAGAAAAUGCUAGGAAUCUGAAUGAAGGGGAUGAAAAAGGAAACAAAGCCAUCUCAGAAUCCAUCAGCACAGAUGAUUACCUUAAGGAACAAACGAUUGACAUGCAUGAGUCUCCUCUGCCUACCAACAAUGAUAAUAUACCAGUUACUGACAUCCUUAUUAAUUCACAGCCUGCAAACAACUUGUCUGAGAACAUGGAACAGCAUAAAAGUCUAACAAUGCCCCUCCCUACUGAUGCAGAUGCUGAACAGGUUCCUAUAAUAGAAGUGGCUGAAAACAAUCUUCCCCAGCUUGGAGAGUUAUCAGGUAAUGAUACUUUGCUGAUUAGCGAAAAACGGCUUGAACAGGACUUGUCCAACUGCAGUAAGGAGAACAUUACAGAUGUCAAGCAGUUUUCUUGUAGUGAAACAAAGGAAACCUCAUCUCUGGUGCUCGGUACUAAUCUACCAUAUUUGUCAGUUGAGCCUGAAAUUCCUCAGGAUGGAGAUCAGACCCUGCCCCUAGAUGAUCAACAACCAGUAGAUAAAACUAAAGAUGAAGUUAAUCCCGAGUUGGCUGCUACAAACAAUUCCAACCUUACUCUUGCUAGCAUGAGUCCUCAAAGGGAAUGUGAAAUGGUGAAUGAAAUUCUGAUUAUUAAAGAAAAUGCUGAAGCUCAGUCUUUGGCCAAUGGACAGCCUGAUGCAGUUGAGGUCAGUACUGCUGAAUCUGUCUCUACAGAAAUGUCUUGUCCUGAUUCAUCCUUUAAAGAAGAAACUGAACAACUGAGAAACGAAGAUCUUGAGGUUCCCACUACUCCCACCACAGUCAUGGCUGAGAGCAUAGAACCCCAAACUGGUAAAAAUCAGCUGUUGGACGAAGAGCAAAUGAAGUUAAGUUUGUCCUCUCCUGAUGAUGGAGAUGAGAGUGGGGUUUCAAGCAUGACAAUCAGCCCUGACUUGCCUGAUAACGAGUGUCCCUUGACCUCUGAGAGCUUGCAGCUGGAUAUAGGUGAUCGUUCACAGUCCGAAGGCCAGGCAGCACAUGUGGUACCUGACUGUUCGAAUGAUUUACAGACAGGCAUCUAUUGCACAGAAGCCAAUGAUGACCCUUGUACAAUCAAUGAGUGUCAUGAGAUGGAAAGUCUCAAAAGUGAAGUAAACAAACUCUCCAUAGAUAUACCCACUGUCUGUGUAAGUGAAGAUCUGGAAAAGAUGAAAGCAAAGAUUGUUAUAGAAGGUAAACAGGAUGGAGAGGAAGAGGAAAAAACUACUGAAAUUAAUAUUAUGGAGGCCACUAUGGACAACAAUGAGUGGAUUACAGAUGGUACUGAUCAAGUCCUACCCUGGAUGAAGCCUUCUGUUCCCCAAACAGAUCCCGAGUCUGUAGAAAACAUCCUAAGCUUUUCUUCAGAUGCUGCUGGUACAAAUACUACUGUACCCCUUGUCAGUGAGGCAAAAGAAUCCAACACAUUUUCCCCAACUGACAAACUCGUAGAAUCUGGCAAAAGGGUCCUGACGGUCCACCCCAUGCCCCAAAAUGUCAACGUGACCUUCCAGACCCAUUAUGUCACGUGCACUCCAUUCCAGAAGGUGGCUGUGACAGGAAACAAUCAAGAGCUAGGUAACUGGAAGGAUUUUAUUCCCCUGGAAAAGGCCAAAGAUGGGCUUUGGGCCACUGUGGUCAGCUUGCCUGCAGAGAGUCAUGUGGAGUGGAAGUUUAUAGUAGUGGACAGGGGAGAAGUGUGUCGCUGGGAGGAGUGUGGUAAUCGGCUCUUGGAUACAGGCAACAGAGAGAACCUGCUUGUUCAAAAAUUCUGGGGUUUCAAGUAAAGCAUUCAGGCAAUGACUAAAGGAAUAAACAGACUAGAAGAAACUUCUGGAUUAGAACAGGUAAAUUAAUUUCAUCCACUGUCUUUUAAUUCAUUGGGCCAGAUCUGGUUGAAACAUUAUCCCUAGAUUGCUUGUAAGAAUUAUUUCAGGUUAACUAGGUGGAUUUCUAGGGCCAUGUCAUUUAUGCACACAAGUUUGGAGGUUUUCGAAUAAUUAGAAUUUUAUGAAACCACAUUAGUUCCACUAUUGGGAAAAUUAUAGAUGUGACCAAGUUAACAUUGUUUGACACUUAAGUAAUUUUUUUUCUAGCGCAACACUGUUUCUUAUACACAGAUCGACCAUAUUUAGCCCAUAGGUGUUAAGACAAACUUCUCUAAACACCCGUCUCAAAUGACUUGUUUUAAAAUCAUGUACAAUAACAGUUUUUGUCUGAAACAAAAGGUAUUUAAAAGUAUUUUUGGAUCUGACAAUAUCUACAAUUAUGCAAACUGUACUUUAACAUAUCUUGCAAGUGUCUAGCUUCAGUAUGCUUUCUACAUGCUGCUUGAAUACUUUCUAUAAAAUUAUGCACAUAGUUCACUUUCACUACAGCAAUAAUUAAAGCAAUACUUGUUUUGCUGUUACAGGUGUUAUAUCAGGUAUGUUAUCCACUGAACUGUAGAGUUGCAACUGCUUUUAUGUGAUGGGAUCAUGUGCAUGCAUAGCGAUCCCAAUGUUCUAUAGGUGUGCCUUUUAAAAGUUGUAUAAA
This is a messenger RNA of Cyprinodon tularosa, 3313 nucleotides long. RefSeq names its product starch binding domain 1 (gene stbd1). The transcript has 2 exons. The record is from RefSeq and is a predicted model, not a curated record. Gene Ontology annotation, cellular component: membrane. The coding region runs from base 136 to 2565 and encodes 809 amino acids. Gene Ontology annotation, molecular function: starch binding. Lineage: Eukaryota; Metazoa; Chordata; Actinopteri; Cyprinodontiformes; Cyprinodontidae.